AGAAAACGUGGAUGAAGAGGUGUCAGAAAGUUCUAGCACCACCGCUGCCAUGCCCUUCCAGUAUCUUCCAGUUCACAAAAUACCCCUAUUUAGGCCCUAGACCUCCGUUCCCCUUACUCACCAUAAAUUCCGGCGAAACAAACCUCAGAUUUCAGUUCAAAUUCUCCGAUUCUCCGAUUCCAAUUUCCGUGUGCAGAAACAUGAAGCCGACCGACGACAGCAGGAAGGAGAAGGUAACGAUUCGAGCGGAGAGCCGCGACGAGGAGGGGAAGAAGAGAGUGGAGAAGACGGACCUCCACACUCACAGCAUCGACACCGUCAAAUACGUGGAGAAGAAGCUGAUCGAUAAGGGAGUUCAGCGCCUGGAUCGGCAUCCCGCCGACGGCCGGAGCGGAAUCGGCCAACCGCCGCCGAAAUCUGGCCGCGGAGGGAAGUACACUUGGGAGGGCCCCGGUGGUGCCAUAGAGAACCAGUUGUCGCCGACGCCGGCCGCGAUCGACGAGAAGGAUCCGAACUUCGUCGAUGAGGAGGCGGUGAUCGGAGAGGUGGAGGUGCCGAAGGCUGCGGCGGCGAGAGAGGGGGUUUCGAGAGUGGAGAUCGAUCCUCAGCUUCAAUUGCAAUGAAUAUGAAAUGAAACCCUCUUUUAUUUGAGUUUCUGUAAUUUGCAUUUAGCUGUGUGUUUAGGGUUUUCCAUUUUUACUUUUGUUAAAAAAAAAAGAGCAAAGAAAGUAAAAUUUGAAAAUAUGAUAAAAUAAAUCACUUUUUUUUUCUUUUUAUUUCGAGAAAAAGGGUCACAGUGCUCGCUUUAUAAUCGGGAGCUGUUGUAGAUAUUCAAAUGGUUUAAAGUUUUCAACAUUAUUUCA
This is a messenger RNA of Momordica charantia (bitter melon), 863 nucleotides long. RefSeq names its product plant/protein. NCBI's taxonomy places the organism in Eukaryota, Viridiplantae, Streptophyta, Magnoliopsida, Cucurbitales, Cucurbitaceae. The record is from RefSeq and is a predicted model, not a curated record.